AUGAAGCAAAUAAGAAGAAGCUCAACCCUCUCCGUCCCCGACCGCAUCUCGGGUCGUCCGCAUCAUGGCGAGGGUCACAAGCACCGUGAUAGCGGCACCGCAGCACUUCCCUCCAGCGGCAAGGUGCCAAACGCAAAGAAGCCCAAGGCCCGGCCGCCAAACACGCUGCGCGAGAAGAUCGGCUUCCUCCACAGCUCUCUACCCAAAUACACCGGGCCGUACAGCGUCGGCACCAUGGACAUGGAGCUCCCAGCCAAACGUCCCUCCAACUUCUCCCACAUCAAGCGCAACCACCGGCACCUCCUCCGCCUCGAAACGGUGCUGUUCACCCUCUACUACCCGACCACCCCACCAUCGACCCGGGGGAAGCCUCCGGACGGCCGCAAGAAGUGGUCGCGACCCACAUGGUUGCCGCGGCCCCGACGCCAGGUCGCCCGCGGCUACGGCCGCUUCGCCGGCAUGGGCGAGGGCCCGGCCGUCCCCUGGUUCGCCGCCACGACCAUGUUCACCAAGCUGCCCGCCUGGCGCAACGCCCCGCUGGCCACGCACUGGCCGCCCUUCGCCGGCCGCGACGGCCCGUCGCGGCAGCAGGGCCAGGAAGAAGGGCCGCUGCCGCCGCCCUUCGUGGUCGAGGACGCGCGGGCUGCUUCGAUGGUGGGCCACGGAGCCGAGGAUGGUGGCGAUGGCGAUGAUGGCGAGGGCUGCUGGGAGGAGGAGUGGGACGAGGAGGCGUGGGAGCGGCGCAAGAUGCCCAGGUUCCCGCUGAUGGUCUUCAGCCACGGCCUGGGCGGCAAUCGCACCGCCUACUCGAGCGUGUGCGGCGAGUUCGCCAGCUACGGCUUCGUCGUGUGCGCGCUCGAGCACAGGGACGGCAGCGGGCCGCGGACAUACGUCAACCACCGCCAUAAGAAGCCGUGCAUCAAAGCCACCGCGCCCGCCACGGCGAAUGCCCUCUUUGAAAAGCGGCGGCGACGCUCGUGCGGGGUGGAGCAGAAAAAGAACGAUGGUGAUUCAACAUCUCCCGAGGACCUUGACAGCGGCGACGAAGAGGAAGAUCCCAUGGCUUUUCACCAGGAGGAUUGCAAGUGUGAGAUAGACCACACGCGCAAACAGUGCGUUGAGGGCUACGAUCGGAUCGACUACAUCUUCCCCAAAGGCAACCCGAUCGACACGUCGCCGCACGCUGAGAAGGGCGUCGACCGCGAGCUGCGGGCGGCCCAGAUCGCUUUCCGCCUCGCCGAGAUCGAGGAGGCGUACGCCGUGCUGCGCGAGAUCAACCACGGUGCCGGUGACCGCGUGGCAGCGGCUAAUCUGCGCACGAAGGGGUAUAGAGGCGCGAGCUCCCGCGGGCUAGAGGGCGUGGAUUGGGCAAGCUGGAGAGAAAGAUUUCACUUGAGAGAUGUGACGGUGGUGGGGCAUUCGUUCGGCGCGGCGACGACGGUGGAGAUGCUGAGGGAGAAGCAGAGGGAGAGGUUCCACUGGGUUGGCCAGGGUAUCAUGUAUGAUAUCUGGGGCGCAGCCGUGCUACCGGCGCCAGGUGACGAUGGUGUAGGCCGAUGCGGUGGUGGCAGUGGCAGCGGCAGUGACGACGACGUCGAGGGAGAGACGGAGGAGAAGCAGCGCUCGGCACCAAACAACAGAGUGUCAGCCAACACCACUUCGCCUUCUACCUCCGCCCCCGCGAGCAGCAGCAGCAGCAGCACAUCCAUCACUUCCCAAUCCUCAUCACCAACCCUCGACGACCCCGCCAAUCCCUCAUCUCCAGACCCCACCGGCAACGCCAUCUCCCGCCCCCUCCUCGGCAUCAACUCGGAAGCCUUCAUGUACUGGCCCAGCAACUUCCGCACCGCGGCCUCCCUCACCACCUCGGCCCUGUCCGACCCGAACCCCUGCCCGGCCUGGCUCCUCACCGUCCGCGGCACCGUGCACCUCUCGCAGUCCGACUUCUCGCUGCUCUACCCGGGCACCUGCGCCCUGCUCCUCAAGCAGACGGCCAACCCGCGCCGCGCCAUGGACCUCAACGUCGACGCCAGCCUCGAGUUCCUGCUGCGCGUGCUGCCCGCCGCACACACCAACGGCCUGGUCAGGCGGAUGCUCGGCGCGCACGGGACCACCGAGGGCGGCGGCGUGAGGGUGCUGGACGCCCCCGUCGAGGACGAGGUGCCGGAUGUGCGGAGGCCCGAGGAGAAGUGGAUUGGUGGCAGGCUGAAGGUGCCGCAUGAGUUUAGGAGUAGGGUGUUGCCGAAGUUGGUGCGGAAGGUGAAGAGGCAGAAGGGGAGGAUGAGGGAGGGCGAGGGGGGUGGUGGUGGUGGUGCCGAGGGGGAUGACGGGGCGUGGAGUGAGGUGUGGAUGCAUGUGAAGUGCCCUGAGGAUGUGUUGGAGGCGUGGAAAAGGGAGAGGGAAGCGAGUGGGAGGACAGUGUGA
Messenger RNA from Lasiodiplodia theobromae, 2424 nucleotides. RefSeq names its product Platelet-activating factor acetylhydrolase. The coding region runs from base 1 to 2424 and encodes 807 amino acids. Lineage: Eukaryota; Fungi; Ascomycota; Dothideomycetes; Botryosphaeriales; Botryosphaeriaceae. The record is from RefSeq and is a predicted model, not a curated record. Gene Ontology annotation, molecular function: 1-alkyl-2-acetylglycerophosphocholine esterase activity. The transcript is spliced from 2 exons.